Molecule: messenger RNA, 543 nt
Organism: Brassica napus (rape)
Lineage: Eukaryota; Viridiplantae; Streptophyta; Magnoliopsida; Brassicales; Brassicaceae
Product: acetylserotonin O-methyltransferase-like
Exons: 1
Coding region: 1-543 (180 amino acids)
Biological process (GO): methylation
Molecular function (GO): O-methyltransferase activity; S-adenosylmethionine-dependent methyltransferase activity; protein dimerization activity
Source: RefSeq, a predicted model, not a curated record
AUGGAAGAAAAUAACAAAAACCUUGUAGACGAAGAAGCUAAAGCUUCUGUAGAGAUAUGGAGAUAUCUCUUUGGGUUUGCAGAUAUCGCAGCUGCGAAGUGUGCAAUUGAUCUUAAAGUACCAGAAGCCCUUGAAAACAAUCCUUCGUCACAGCCGAUGACCCUAACUGAACUCUCUUCCGCCACCUCCGCCUCUCCUUCACAUCUCCACCGUAUAAUGAGGUUUCUUGUGCACCAGGGAGUCUUCAAAGAAGUGCCCACAAAAGAUGGUCUUGCCACAGGCUACACUAACACGCCACUCUCUCGCCGUAUGAUGAUCACUAAAAGUGACGGCAAGUCGCUGGCUCCUUUGCUUCUCCUCGAAACAAGUCCAGAGAUGCUCGCUCCAUGGUUGAAACUGAGCUUAGUUGUGUCUUCGCCGGUCAACGCUUCGGUUCCGCCUUUCGAUGCAGUGCACGGUAAGGAGUUGUGGUCGUUCGCAAAGGACAAUCCUCGCCACAACGAACUAUUCAAUGAGGCCAUGGCUUGUGAUGCAAGGCGUUGA